Molecule: messenger RNA, 280 nt
Organism: Ostrinia furnacalis (Asian corn borer)
Lineage: Eukaryota; Metazoa; Arthropoda; Insecta; Lepidoptera; Crambidae
Product: chymotrypsin-like elastase family member 2A
Exons: 3
Coding region: 14-280 (88 amino acids)
Biological process (GO): proteolysis
Molecular function (GO): serine-type endopeptidase activity
Source: RefSeq, a predicted model, not a curated record
GACAGCAGACAAGAUGUUGUACAAGGUGGCAUUCGUGAUCGCUCUAGCCGUUGGCCAGGUUCCAGCCAGGCCUGAGGCGGAUUUUAAAGUAGACUAUGUUGAAAAUGUCCGCAGCAGUUCUGGUUCCCGUAUCGUGUCGGGCUGGGAGGCGUACCCGGGGCAGCACCCGCACCACGUGUCGCUGCGCAUGGUCAACCCCGACGGCGCCGCCUUCAGCUGCGGAGGCUCCCUGGUCUCCAAGAACUGGGUCAUCUCCGCUGCGCACUGCACUGCUUUGUAA